AGUACUCAAGUGUCAUGUGUCAACCAAUAUAAUCAAUAGCGUUAAAUUUAUGUUUAGAUUUUGUCUCCCGCCUUUCGAAAUAAAAAUCGAAAAUUGUGAAUAACAAAAUAAAGACUUUUGUUCCAAAUUUGUGUAAAAAUAAAGUUGAAUUCUGUAGUAUUCGUUAGAAAGUCCGAAAAUGGGCAAAAAAACAGUGACAAAUGUAAAUAAAAACAAGGAAAAGCGGCAGGCGCGUAAGUUGGAACAACGUCGUAUAGCUGAUGGCAUGGCCCAUGUUACAAAGGCAAACAAGCUAGAAGACUUGGCUUCCUUGUGCAAAGAACUCUUAGUAUAUAAGAGUAAUGACCUUGAUGUGGAUAUGUACAUACAGAGAGUAACAGAGCUGGAUAAAAAUGUAUUGAAUUGGGCUAUAGAUCUCACUGAACGGAAUAUGAAAAGUUUAUAUGAGACCUGUGCCUGGGGUUGGAACCGAGACCGAAAAGUUGAAGAGAUGACUGAUGAUGCAGCCUGGUACUUGAUCGCCAAAGACAAUAAAGAUAACCUCUUAGCCUUUUCACAUUUUAGAUUUGACAUGGAUUUUGGAGAUCCUGUUUUGUAUUGUUACGAGGUACAAGUGGAGGCGGACGGUCGGCGGCGCGGGCUGGGCCAGCGAGUGCUGCGCGUGCUCGAGCGGGUGGCGCUUGCGACGCGGAUGCGCUGCGUGCGCCUCACCGCGCUCACGCACAACCCCGCCGCCGCAGCCUUCUUCAGAGCUUGCGGGUAUAGCUUAGACGACACAAGUCCGCCCAAAGAAGAAGCCAACCAUUACGAGAUUCUCAGUAAAGCCACGUGUAUGGAGGAAGACAGCGACACACACGCACCGAACACGACAUAGUACAUAACUAGCCGAAUCCUAACAUUUUAAACCUAGACAAUAAGCUCACGCAAUUGAUUUGUACAAUUUUUAAAUUAAAUCUGUGGAAGUAAUAAAUGUUUUUAAUAAAUUA
This is a messenger RNA of Colias croceus (clouded yellow), 986 nucleotides long. It is a transcript of the gene Naa40, whose product is annotated as N-alpha-acetyltransferase 40. Gene Ontology annotation, cellular component: nucleus. NCBI's taxonomy places the organism in Eukaryota, Metazoa, Arthropoda, Insecta, Lepidoptera, Pieridae. The transcript has 5 exons. The record is from RefSeq and is a predicted model, not a curated record. Gene Ontology annotation, molecular function: protein N-terminal-serine acetyltransferase activity; histone H4 acetyltransferase activity; histone H2A acetyltransferase activity. Bases 179 to 874 code for a protein of 231 amino acids.